This is a messenger RNA of Vigna umbellata (rice bean), 1729 nucleotides long. The record is from RefSeq and is a predicted model, not a curated record. NCBI's taxonomy places the organism in Eukaryota, Viridiplantae, Streptophyta, Magnoliopsida, Fabales, Fabaceae.
GAGUUAUUCAUUUCAAAUCCUUGGAUGGUCUCAAAUAAUAAGCAAACUUUCGAGGGGAAUGAAAGUGGUGAGCGCAGAGUUAAUAGAAUUCCAAUUAUGCAAUCUAGACAGAAACAUAAUGAUCCAAAACAAGCGCCUCUUAGAAAUUUGAGAACAGGGGUGUGGCCCAACGACUACGAGUUGUACUUUGAACGUUUCUUUCGAAAAGUGGUAAGAAAUUAACGAGUCUCUUACUAUGAUGUAAAAAUGUGUACUGUUUCUAACUAUUUGCAGUUGCUAAAUUGCGAUUACUAUUCAGUACCAAGUAUUUGAAUAUCACGUUUUCUUUAACCUUUCACUGAUGUGUAUUAUAAAUGCACGAGCUAGGUACGCGAGGAGGUGGAACGUAGAAUCCAAGAUUACUUACCUGCAAGGGCAUGGUAUGAUCAGAUUGGUGGUGAUACGUCCAGAGCAUCGCCCUUUGAGUUGCGUUUCACUAAUAAAUUGCCUGAUAUAAUUUUUACCCACUCUAACGUGAUAUCAGAGGAUAAAACACCCAUUCAAAUUGCUCUCUUUGAUGUCAGAGACCAGUCAGUGGUUAAUGUUGGUCCCCUCUCCUCUGCAAAGGUAGAAAUCUGUGCCCUCAAUGGCGAGUUCGGUUUCAAUGGAAGUGAGGAUUGGACCGAAGGUGAAUUCAAUGUGAAUAUCUUGCGUGAGAGAGAUGGCCGAAGACCAUUGUUGAAUGGAGAUAGACUUAUAACAUUGAAAAACGGAGUAGGUUGUAUCGAUAAAGUUAUGUUCACGGAUAAUUCACGGUGGAUUCGAAGCAGAAAGUUUAGGUUGGGAGCCAAAGUUAUCCAAACAACUUCUAAUGAAGCUAACAUUAAGGAAGGUAGAAGCGAACCUUUUGUGGUCAAAGAUUACAGAGGAGAAUCGUACAAGAAACACCACCCUCCUUCCCUGAACGAUGACGUUUGGCGAUUAAAGCAAAUUGCCAAAGAUGGAAAAAUUCACAAGAGGCUGUCCCUCCAGGGAAUUCACACCGUGAAGGACCUUUUGCGGUUAUACACAACAAAUCCAUCUUCAUUACUUGAGAAGGUUGGCAACAUUCCAAAGAGAUCAUGGAUGUCAAUUAUUGAACAUGUCAAGACUUGUGUGAUAGAUGACGACGAGACUUUUGUAUACAACACAGCGGAGCAAUCGACGAGUUUGAUUUUCAAUUCCAUCUAUGUCCUUGUGGGUGUGAGUUUUGAUGGGCAAAAUUAUGUAUCCCCUGAUACUCUUAGCUCCGAUGAAAAGGGUGUGGUGGAAAUAAUGAAACAGCAUGCUUACCAAAAUAUGGAUAAUCUCAUAUCAGUUCACAAGACAUCACUGAGCUGCUCAACACCAUUGGCAUGUGUAGGAGUGAGACAGUUUGAUGCUACAGAGCAAGGUUUUCAACAGUUACAUAUCUCUACUGAACAAGAAGGUUAUGGUCACCCGUAUGCCUCAACUUCAUAUGGGGAUGAAGGCCUUCCUAAUCACAAUAUCUACUCUGAUCCGAAUUCAGUGCCAGACAUAACAGACAAAAUGUGUCUAUUAGAGUAUGUAGGCUUUGGUUGGUUUCCAUAGACAAAAUGUGUCCAUAUUUAUGUUUAUGUUUGUGGAAGUUACUAGACUUGAUUGCGAGUGCAGUGAAGAGAUCCUGAACAUGGGUCCUCGCGCUCUCACAGCAUAAAAAAUCACAUGUACAAUUUGUGGUAAAAUUAGU